CUUGUGCGGAACUUAAUAUCGUAGGUCUACCAACCUGGAAAAACGCUCAAGAGAAACGGUAAUGUGAAGAAGCAUCCAUCUCGUCAAGUUAUAUUUGUCGUUCCCUAGUCCCUAUGUUCACAGCGUCGGAAAGAGAGGUCCUGUGGGCCGGGAUGAACAGCUCCGAACUCUUCAAGCCACACUUAUUUCCCGAGGACGGGUUAUACGACAGCAUGGAUGGAAGUUCCACUGAACUAACCGACAUGUUUGAAGAAGAUUGCCAUGAAGGUGAAGCCAGGAGUCUACCAGUUGCAGAUUUGCAGCAUAAAAUUACAGCACAGUUGGAGAGCUACCUUUCCAAUGAGAAUUUGGCUGAGGAUGCCUUCCUCCUUAAACACGUACAGAGAAACAGGAUGGGUUAUGUUAGCCUUAAAUUGCUAACUUCUUUUAAAAAGAUUCGGGAGCUGACACGAGAUUGGCGCAUCACCCUAGCAGCAGCCCGAAGCUCACAGCUGCUGGAGGUGAACGAGGAGGGGACAAAGGUGUGCCGGAAGGAGCCUGUGCCAAAUUGGCUGCUGUGUAUUCCCACCACUAAAUUGCUGUUGGCCUGGAACCUGCUGGGUGAACACUCUGCUGAGGAGUCCAGUCGUGGGGUGGAGCAGCAGGGCCUGAUGGCGACUGCCAUGAAGCUUUUUGCCUGCUACGGAACCAUCUCCUCCCUCCGCAUCCUGCGUCCUGGCAAGGAGUUGCCUGCAGAGCUGAGAAGAUACAGCAGUAAACACUUUGAGCUUGGUCGCAAACUCUGCGCAGUGGUGGAGUAUGAAUAUUUGGAAGGGGCCCGUAAGGCUUACGAGGCCCUGCGGGAAGAGGGCCGGUUGAGCGCAGGGAGAGGAGUGCGAGUGGCUCUCCUAGGUAACCGGGGCACACGGAAGCUGAGCUGCAGCCAGGACCCCACAGAAGAGGAGUCUGAGGACCCUGAGGACGAGAAGAUGUCUGCCAAAAAGCCAAACCGAAAGGCUAAACGCUACCCAUACACCUUGGAGGAUUCUGCUCUCUACAGCUCCUCAGAAUCAGACUUUGCCCCGGCCUCACCUAAACCAAACCGCAGGGUCACCCGGCCAAAGGCUCUAUAUGGCAGCCCCCUUACCAUCCCACUAGUGUCCUCAUAUUGCUCAGAUCCUUACAGCAAUCCCUUGGUUAGUCCCCUGGGAAGCCCACUCCUACCCCGCAAGCUGUUUGUGGCUGGCCACACUCCCUCUCCACUAGUUACACCAGAAUUCACAGGCAGUCCUUUGUCAAGUGGCCCUGGUAGCUUCGGUAGGAGCAAGUACUCAGGAGACUGCUCCCAGGACAGUGCCUUUGCAGGGAGCCCUUGGGUCUGGCGCCGAAAGACUGCUGCCCAAGCUUUCUUCCCUGAAAAAUUCUACCCCCACUCACCCGGACAGCUGAAGAGGCCCUGGUCAUUGGUGGAAGUGGUGCGGCAACCAACUGGACCUGAUGGCUCCAGGGGCUUCUACAACCAUUUUAGAGGGGGAAAAACUGUUGUGACCACACUGAACCACACUCAAACUUUUUAGAUUUACUUUUGGUUAUGGUGUCUCUGUCUCCAACACUUGUGUAAUUAGAUGGAGAAGUUGGGCUUUAAUUGCAUAACUCACUGUGAUGGCACUUUUAGCAUUAGGCUAGUUUCACUGUUGUUGUAAAUGUGAAAUGUGACAUUAGAAUUUGGGGUAAGAAGGAUAUGUAUUAAGGGUCCAAUCAGGAAUUGCAACCAUUGCUUGGCCUUGUGUGAAAUGCCAAUCAAGAUUUUUGUACGUAAACAAAAAAUAAUAAAGAUGACUUGAUUCUAUGCA
Molecule: messenger RNA, 1832 nt
Organism: Anguilla anguilla (European eel)
Lineage: Eukaryota; Metazoa; Chordata; Actinopteri; Anguilliformes; Anguillidae
Gene: larp6b
Product: La ribonucleoprotein 6, translational regulator b
Exons: 3
Coding region: 114-1556 (480 amino acids)
Biological process (GO): RNA processing
Cellular component (GO): nucleus
Molecular function (GO): mRNA binding
Source: RefSeq, a predicted model, not a curated record